AGAACUCAACUAUCUUCCUCAAUGAAAAGAAGACAAGGCCUUUAUAUGAAUUACUUUUAGUGACGAACUGGCAAUGCAAAGAUCUUAUUGAACAAACUAAAGUCGAUCGUCGGCAAAUUAUUUUGAUAAUUGAUGAAGCCCAUCGAAAUAAAAGCACUAAACUUGCCAAAAAUAUUAUUGACUUGAUUGACCCAAAAAUAAUUCUGCAUGUUACUGCCACACCAGACGAGAGGGAUGAACUUGAAGCCCGCCGUUCUGGAAAUUAUUAUGAAGUUCCAAGAGCAGAAGUUAUUGAACAAGGUCUAAUAAAAGAGGCAGUGGGAUAUCUGAACAUAGGAUUGCUAAGUGAUUUGACAAAAACCCUCGGCCGCCUGGCUUGGAAGACAAUGAGGAUGAACAUGACUUUUUACUUUUUAAAUAUGCAGCAGGCACUGGCUGAGACUGUCCUCCCACAACUUAAAGAAGAUUAUAAAAAUAAUCCAAACCUUCGCUUAGGCUAUCUGUAUACUAAUUAUAGACGUGAUAAAGUGAGAAUACCUGACGAAAGUCUAA
This is a messenger RNA of Racocetra persica, 552 nucleotides long. NCBI's taxonomy places the organism in Eukaryota, Fungi, Glomeromycota, Glomeromycetes, Diversisporales, Gigasporaceae. The record is from the annotation of a GenBank genome assembly.